AUGUCGAUAAUUAUUAAUACAAAUGAAAUCUCAUCGAAUUGGAAGAAUUUAUCGGCAAAAAUACCAGUCAGUGAAAUUAAAAAGAAACUAAUUGAAAUGUCUGAAACUACUGUUAAAGCACCAAAAUUGACAAAAGCCGUAUGUCUUGAUUGUGAAAUGGUUGGUGUUGGUGAAAUGGGUCUUGAGAAUAUGCUUGCACGUAUAUCUAUAGUUAAUCAACUUGGUCAAUGUCUUUAUGAUAAACAUGUUAAACCAACCGAACCUGUUGUUGAUUAUCGAACAGCAGUUAGUGGAGUAACAGAAAAACAUCUUGAAAAUGCAAUUCCUCUUGAAGUUAUUCAGAAAGAAGUAUCAGAUAUAAUUGAACAUCGACUACUUGUUGGUCAUGCUAUACAUAAUGAUCUUCAAGUUUUAUUUUUAAGUCAUCCGAAACGACUUAUUCGAGAUACACAACGUUAUAAAGGUUUUCGAUCAUUAUUUAAUGGUGGUUUACCAUCAUUAAAAUCACUUGCUGAUAAAGUACUUGGUUUAAAAAUUCAAACUGGUGCACAUGAUUCUGUAGAAGAUGCUCGUGUAACAAUGCAAUUAUAUGUUCAUCAUCGUCGUGAAUGGGAAAAAUCUUUACGUGAAAAAAAUUCUUUAACAAGUGAAGAAAAACAUAAAAGAAUACGUGCGCGUCAAAAACAAAAAAGAUUACAAACACUUUCUUCUCAUACUAAAAAAACAUAA
Messenger RNA from Adineta steineri, 729 nucleotides. Lineage: Eukaryota; Metazoa; Rotifera; Eurotatoria; Adinetida; Adinetidae. The record is from the annotation of a GenBank genome assembly.